GGAAGUGAAAGAGAUAUUUCGACUUUUGGGAUUCUUUCUCGUGUUUCUCUUUCCUCUUGUCGUUGUUUAUUUAACAGGUGGUCCUGAUAAGGAACCCUUACUCGAUGAUGAUGAAUAUGAGCGAAGAAAGAGACUUGCACAACAAGCAGAAACAACAGGAAAGAAAAACAAAAAAAACAACAGAAACAACAACAGCAACAAAAAAACAAAACUGCAAUAAAGACUAGUGUAGAACAACAAGACAAAGUUCAGGAACCAAAACAAGAGCCUAUUGUUGAGGGAAAAGUCAAAGAAAUUGAUGAGCAUAUGGAUCCUACUGUCAAUUAUGCUCGUGUGAUGCGCAUUCGACCUGAAGAAGAGGAAGAAGAAUGGGAAGCAGUCCCCUAUGAAGAAGGAUGGAACCAAGUCAAGAGUCGUCGUCCUGCUACGACGAAUACCUCAAAGUCUUCGUCUUAUGUGGACAACAAUGCCAAGUUGUCAGAGGCAACAAGUCGAUACAUUCCUGGACUAGACAAAAAGCAGCGCGAGAAUAUGGCUCGUAAUGCCAAGAAGAAACAACAAAAGGCCGCUGCUGAUGUUUUACAAGCCGAAAGAUUACGCAAGCAUCAAAAAGAACUAGAAAAGGCCAAGAUUCAAGAAUUUUACUCGAAAGGUAAAGGCAAGAAUACACCUUGGGGUAAAAAUGGUCAGCGAUCCUCUAAAAUACCUGACUCUCAUGCUACAUUUAAUGAAUAUGGCCAAUUGAUUUGGGAAUAAACAGGCACAAUUAAUGUUACAUGAUGAUACUAUU
This is a messenger RNA of Gilbertella persicaria, 790 nucleotides long. RefSeq lists its product as uncharacterized. The transcript has 3 exons. The record is from RefSeq and is a predicted model, not a curated record. Bases 307 to 756 code for a protein of 149 amino acids. Lineage: Eukaryota; Fungi; Mucoromycota; Mucoromycetes; Mucorales; Choanephoraceae.